AUGGUUAUAAAUAUUUCUGUUGAAGAUAUGAAGUUUUCUAAUGGAUGGUUAAGUAGAUUUAAGCAAAAAAAUAAUUUAAAGGUGCAUAAAAUUUAUAAAGAAGCCAAUACUGCACUAAUUGAAUUAUUACCAAACAUGCAAAAUGAAUUAAGAACUCUAAUUGCAAG
Messenger RNA from Cetraspora pellucida, 167 nucleotides. NCBI's taxonomy places the organism in Eukaryota, Fungi, Glomeromycota, Glomeromycetes, Diversisporales, Gigasporaceae. The record is from the annotation of a GenBank genome assembly.